This is a messenger RNA of Chanos chanos (milkfish), 594 nucleotides long. It is a transcript of the gene tnni1d, whose product is annotated as troponin I, skeletal, slow d. Gene Ontology annotation, cellular component: troponin complex. The record is from RefSeq and is a predicted model, not a curated record. Bases 1 to 594 code for a protein of 197 amino acids. Lineage: Eukaryota; Metazoa; Chordata; Actinopteri; Gonorynchiformes; Chanidae. Gene Ontology annotation, biological process: skeletal muscle contraction; cardiac muscle contraction. The transcript has 7 exons.
AUGAAACGCAGUCUGGGAAGGCCAAACCCAAAAGUGGACAACAAGCCAAAGUCCAAGAUAUCGGCAUCUCGGAAGCUCUCCCUUAAGAUCUUGCUCCUAACCAGAGCAAUGGAAGAGUUGGAAAAGGAGAAAGCAGAUAGGGAUGAGGAGAAAACAAGAUACCUAGGAGAAAAACUACCCCCACUACAGUUCUCAGGACUGUCACUGGAGGAGUUACAGAACCUUUGCAAGCAGCUUCACGCAAAGAUAGAUAUUGUGGAUGAAGAACGUUAUGACUGUGAAGCUAAAGUUAUGAAGCACAACAAAGAUAUUCAUGAGCUAAAGCUCAAGGUUCAGGAUCUGGGUGGGAAGUUUAAGAAGCCGGCGCUGAGAAAGGUGCGAGUGUCAGCUGAUGAGAUGAUGCGAGCUCUGUUGGGUUCUAAACACAAGGGAUCGAUGGACCUCCGUGCCAACCUCAAGUCAGUUAAGAAGGAGGACAUUAAACAGGAGAAGGUACUGACCACUGAAGUGGGUGACUGGCGUAAGAAUGUGGAGGCCAUGUCUGGUAUGGAGGGUCGGAAAAAGAUGUUUGAUGCGGCUGGUGGGGGCCAGUGA